Molecule: messenger RNA, 936 nt
Organism: Rhizopus microsporus ATCC 52813
Lineage: Eukaryota; Fungi; Mucoromycota; Mucoromycetes; Mucorales; Rhizopodaceae
Product: aquaporin
Exons: 4
Coding region: 1-936 (311 amino acids)
Biological process (GO): glycerol transmembrane transport; water transport
Cellular component (GO): plasma membrane
Molecular function (GO): glycerol channel activity; water channel activity
Source: RefSeq, a predicted model, not a curated record
AUGUCAUGUUCAUCUAUUACUACUGCGCAGAACCAUACUGUGAAAGCAGAGAACGUUACUAUGACAUUCGAUUUACCUAGACAGCCAUCAAAAGGAUCAUCAAUACUAACAUUGUGUCAUAAAACCACAGAUGAACUGGAUACACAAAGGAAAUCAAAAAUACAAAAGUUUGUACAACGAUCGAAAUCAUUCAAGACCAAACACAGAGAAUUCUUGGCUGAAUUUAUUGGUACGCUCAUAUUGGUCUUAUUGACUUGUGGAUUCUGUGCAGAACAGACAUUAAAUAUAGAAAAAAAUAAAUCAUGGUUAACAUCGUCAUUUGGCUCAGGCCUUUCCGUGUUGAUUGGCAUCUGUGUUGCAGGACAUGUAUCUGGUGGACACCUUAACCCUGCAGUUACUAUCGCAUUCUGUGUGUUUAGUGGAUUUCCAAUCCGAAAGGCUCCCAUCUAUAUUACCGCUCAGUUACUGGGUGCAUUUACAGGUGCUGCUUUACUCUAUAGUAUCAUUGAGCCAGCCAUCACACAGUUUGAUCAUGGAGAACGACAAAUUUUUGGGGAAUAUAGCACAGCAGGUAUCUUUGGUACAUAUCCUCCUCUGUACGUUGGCAUUGGGUCCGCAGUCGCGUCAGAAAUCGUAGGUACUGCUAUGCUUCUGUUGGUUAUCAUGGUCUCUGGCCAUCCCAACAAUUUACCUUUCAGAACAGCUCAAGGUGCCAUGAUUGCCAUUGGUGUCACAACAAUCUCACUCUGCAUUGGCUAUACAUCUGGGUUCUCUCUGAACCCUGCUCGUGAUUUUGGCCCUCGUUUGUUUACUGCCCUUGCUGGAUGGGGUAUCGACGUAUUCAAAGUGCAUCACUAUUAUGCUCUUGUACCCAUGUUUGCACCCAUCGUUGGCGGACUUGUUGGAGGAUUUAUUUUUACUUUAUUCAUUGAUUAA